Messenger RNA from Plectropomus leopardus (leopard coralgrouper), 1558 nucleotides. It is a transcript of the gene adat3, whose product is annotated as adenosine deaminase tRNA specific 3. The record is from RefSeq and is a predicted model, not a curated record. Lineage: Eukaryota; Metazoa; Chordata; Actinopteri; Perciformes; Serranidae. Gene Ontology annotation, molecular function: tRNA-specific adenosine-34 deaminase activity. Gene Ontology annotation, cellular component: nucleus; cytoplasm.
AUGAAUGUGAGCAUGGAGUCGGGUGACUGACGGGAUACUUUGAUCGAACGGUUUUUUAAAUAUUUUUGCUGUCGAAAGAGGAGGAGACUUCCGGGGAUAAUUCGGCUCGCGGUAAAAACUCCCUGAACAUCUGGAUCAAAAGUAAGAAGAACCCCAAAACAAUGGAACCACAGAUCAAACGCUGGAAGGGGUCUGUGUGUGAGUCUGACUCCUGGGUUGCUUAUCCUGUACUGUCAGAUGAGCAGUCACAAGACGUCAAGCUUAUAGAAGCAUUUGCUGCACCCAUUGUCAAGAAGAAAGAGACCUCUCGACUUCUACGGGAGCUGAGCAGCCUGUACCCACUGAGUGGCCUCCAGCACCUCAAGAGGGUUCGGGCGGUGAAGGAGAAGGGCAGCCCACAUCCUCUGGAAGUCCUUGUGUGCCUCGUCAGCGAUGCACCAGACGUAAAGGUGGUCUGUGUUGACUCUCUGCUCCCCUUGGAUAGAGUUAGACAUGACGGAUUAGGUGAGCCUUUUGUGGUAAAGGUCCCUGCACGUCCCCCUUUGACCCGACCCCAAUUUGAGCUGGCGAGCAAACACUGGCCCACAUCCUUUCAUGAGGACAAACAGGUGACGGUUGCCUUGAAAGGAGAACUCUUCAGUCCACCUCAGAAAGCCAGGAUGCACAUGUACAUGAUGACUGCUCUGACUGCUGCCAAAGCAGGAAGUGAGUUGGGAAUGGAGGAGGUAGGGGCUGUGAUGGUCAACCCAACGACGGAGAAAAUCAUAGCAGUGGGCCAUGACUGCAGAAGCGACCAUCCUCUUCAUCACGCAGUCAUGGUCUGCAUUGACCUUGUGGCACGGAGCCAGGGCGGCGGAUGUUACUCUUUUGACAGAUACCCUGCUUGCCGAUUUAUUUCACCAAACUCAGACGCCUUUCAAGGUGUUUCGGAUGCAGAGGCGGGCUCUCAGCCGUACAUAUGCACCGGAUAUGACCUUUACGUGACCCAAGAACCUUGUGUCAUGUGCGCCAUGGCGCUGGUACACUCCCGGAUAGGUCGUGUCUUCUAUGGGACUGCCUCCUCUGACGGGGCCUUAGGGACCAAAUAUAAAAUCCACACACAGAACGAUUUGAACCAUCACUUUGAGGUUUUCAAAGGAGUGUUGGGUAAGCAGUGUGAGGAUCUUAAUGCUGUGAGUAGCCACAUCAAGACAGAAAGUUUACAAGAAAGUAGAUAAUAUCUACCAAUUUUAGAAAUUGGCUUGGAGCUGGAAAAUUCACAUCACAGGUUUAAGCACAGAAUUAAGUGGAUAUUUGGCUUAAGCAUUUUUUAAGAAAAAGUUUUAACCUAUUUGGUUAUAGUUAUAUUGAAAGCAUGUGUGUGGAUGAAAACCAGUAAUGUGGUUUACAUUAGCCCACAGGAGAUGUUAAACCCAAAGGAAGUGAUACAAUUCAACUUGUGGCAGUAUAAAAGCAAAUUUUAACUUGUUCUUUUUUUGUAUUUUUUUUAAAUUCCUUAUUGACAUACAUACAACAAACUGAAAAUGAUAGGGGUGCAAUUAUACAGAAAAGAAUAAAC